GCGGAUUUCAACCAAGUUCAAGAUUUUGAGCAGGCUGACAGACGAUACUAAAAUCUGACGUAAAGAUUGGUCUCCUCUGCCGCCGAUGACGUAGCCUUGUCUUUUAUUCACUGAAUAGGUAACCGCAAGGAUAAAAACAACCAUGUCCCGCACCACAUUCAACAGCUCAGUGAUGGGGGUUAGGACCCGUUCUGCCCUUCGUUCAGUGUUUGACGAUAGAGAUGUGUCAAUGUUUACUGCCUCUGGGGACAUGGGUAGUGUAACUGGAACGCCACUGUUGUCCAAUGGCCGGAGUGGGGUGGGCAUCUCUCAGGUCAAGAAUAUCUUGGAGCAGAAAAUGAACAAUGAAAUACUGGAGGUCGAGGACAAGUGUAGCCCAGGACUGGCUAGGUUACGCAUGACUCCAGGAGGUCAGUUAAAACAGAAGCAAAAGAUGCUGAUGAAGAAGCAUGAGGAUGCCAGGAAGCAAGCAGACAAACUAAAUGUUGGUGGAGGCGUGACACUGUGGCCAGAGAUGGAAGACAUGAGGCUGAGUCAGGGGGAGAUAAUCAGGCUUAGUCUUGGUUGUGUUGGGUUAUUGCUUGUAACAUUGGCCACUUUCUCCAAGCUUCAUGGAAAUUUGCUGAGGCGUUUAUGGCACUACACCAGUAAGUUUGUAACUUUCUCUGAUCACCACCCCAUAGACCUGACCUCAGAGGAUCUCUUCCACAGUAGUGUCGUCAACUGGCAUAUACAGUACAGAAAACUACUGGUUGAAGUCCACCAGAGGUUUGACAUGUCCAGCCUCUCUGUGGGCUACCAGCUGUAUAUCCUUAUCUACAUAACAGGUGUGGGUGUCCUGCUCUACUUUCUCUGGGACAGCAUGUUCUCCACCAACAAGCUCUCACCCAGGCGCAUCAAGACAUGGGUGUCCCUACUGACUGUAGUGGGGACUUGGACACUGCUCAUGACAUUCCUUUUGGUGUCUGCUCAACAACUGGAGACAGCUGUGGAGGUAAACAUUCUCAAACUCAGUGAGACUUUGGGGGAUAUUGUACACACAAACCUGAGGACUGACACAUUCGAGACAGUACUUCAGUACUGGAGGACAAAGUGCCUCCCCCCAACCACCCACGGGGUGCUCACCAUACUAGGAGUGUUACCUGUGAGGGAUGUCAUGUACUACCUGCAGUAUUACAGUUUACCUGUCAUCAUGGCCCUGGUUACACCUGUGCUUCGGCUGCUCUUAGCCCUACGCAGUGUCUACACUGUAAAUGUGUGAUAGUUACAAGGGGAGUACACCAGUCUAUUUGUAUGUUUGGUCAGAGUUUUAAAACUUCAAUGCUCUGUUGUGUUAUGGAUUAGGCAAUGUAUGUGGUUUAUAUUUUUACAAUCACUGAUGUAAGUGCUUGAAAUUUACCUCCUUUAUGAGCAUGAAUAAACAUUCCAACAGCAGUUUCAACAGAAUUUUCCUCAAAGGUGAAAAUAAAAGUAGAAAGACUAAUUCAACAUUACUGGAUUUAAACGUUAUCAAUGCCACUAUAAAAUUUGAGCAUCAAAUUUCUUUUGUUCUUUAAUAUUUUAUUUUUAAUUUAUUAGUGAAAUAUUCUUGAACCCAGCCUGAAACUCCAAACAAAGUAAUAAAUAAAUAAAUUCAUAAUUCAAUAUGUGCUUACAGUUCAUUGUACAAUAAUGUAUAUAUCUUUAUGGUUUUAAGUAAUAGCCAUCUCACAUAAUCGUUCAGGGUGUUGAGGCAUUAUCCAACCACUGCUGCUUAGUGACGGUUGGUGGUAAAACCAGUGCUGAUUGGUAGGAGUACUACCAGUGAAGGUUGGUGUGAACAAAACCAAUGCUGCUUGGUGUGAGCAAAA
Liolophura sinensis is the source of this 1850-nucleotide messenger RNA. RefSeq lists its product as uncharacterized. Lineage: Eukaryota; Metazoa; Mollusca; Polyplacophora; Chitonida; Chitonidae. Bases 143 to 1261 code for a protein of 372 amino acids. The record is from RefSeq and is a predicted model, not a curated record. The transcript is spliced from 7 exons.